UGCGUGUCAUCAUUGGUCACGAGCUUCUGGGGGGAGAGAAGCCAGAGAAGAGAAGCCGAAUGCAGAUUAAAGCCGAAGUUUAAACCGUUGCCUCGGUUUGUCAGUACUGUGAGAAAACUUAAUUACUGAAGAAGCCUGGACGCUAAAACAAGUUUUGAAACUAUUUUUGUCGAACAGGAGCAAGGCUGGGUCACAGUCUAUGGGCUGGACGCUGAACACACCUGCGGCUCGAAAGUGUCACCACUUUGUCCACAACAUCAUCCACGACCGCCAAGAACGUUGUCCAUGAUCACCAAGAGUCUUCAUACAAUGAAGAAAUUCUCUAAGACCAGGACAGAGGCCUCCAGGUGUCACCACUUGAUCCACAACAUUGUCCACGAGUGCAGAGAUGUCAGAUGUGACUGGGGUCCCCAAUUUGACGGCGUCGUCCAUAAUCAGACAUGUAGUCCACGAUCACAGAGAGUCUUCGUACAAUGAAAAAGUUGUUUGAGACCAGGACAAAGGCCUCCAGGUAAUUCACAAACAAUACAUCAAUUGUCCAACACAGAGCACUGACAUUAAAUUGUUCAUGUUCAGUAGUCAGUAUAUAAAAGUGUCAUAAUAGACAUAAAAAUAAUCUGCAACAUAAAAAUAAUGUAUAAGUAAUCGGCAUUAAUAGAAUGUAGAAAUAUGAAAGUAAUUAGCAACAUCAGAAGUAAGAUGUAAUGGUCAAAGUAAUGUUACUAGAUGUAGUUUGUAAAGCAAUCUAAUAUUAGUGGUAAGAGUUAAAGUAAUCUGUAAUAUAAAAAGAAAUCUUAUAGGCAUGUAAUGUAAGAUGUCAAAAACCAUCAUAAAAUGUCAUAGUAUAGUAAGGGGUCAAAAGCUGAAAAAAUGUCAUAAUAUAGUAAGGGGUCAAAAAUCAUCAAAAAAUGUCAUAGUAUAGUAAGGCAUGAAAAAUGGUCAAAAAAUGUCAUAGUAUAGUAUGGCGUCAAAAAUGCUUUACAGGAUUAUCAUACAGGAGUAUUUGCGUUGGGUCAUGGACUUCAAAAUUCACUUCAUCUCAUAGCCUAAGAACUCACAACCUCAGAACUGUCAAGCAGGCCGAGCUAUUGGACCAGAGAUUGAAUAUUGAAUCCAUAACAUCAAAACUUACCUCUGUGUACUUUUGAUGCUGAACAUCAAAAUGUUUUGACUCAGCUGUUUAUACCAGACUUCAGUGGCCUUGUGACUAAAAAUGCAGAUAUUUCUUUGUACAUAUUUUAAAACCUUGAAAUGAGCAGUAGAAGAAUAAAACAUUAAUGUAGAAGUAUAGUGUGUCUUUUAUGGAUCUGAGAUGGAUAUGUUUUGCAGAAUUUGUUGAGUUGACAUGGAUGUAGAGGACAGGACAUGAAUGCAUCAUAAUUUGUGCCUAUCUACUGCCCUCUGUCAGCUAAAAAAAGACACAACAGAGAAAACUGCUUAAUGCAUUUUAUCUGUCUAAAUAUGAUACAUUUGGGUCUUAAAUUAACCAAAAACAGUGUAGUGAUAAUUACAAUCUCUAUGUAACCAAUUGAUCAUAUAAUUUUCACAAAUUGUGACACAUAUAAUCAAAUGAAAGUAUGUUAGACACAGAGAAUUAACUAAUAACAAAACAAUCAGUAAUGGCACAUAUCAGUAUCAAAAGACAUCAUAAUAAGUAUGUUUGAAUGUGACUUCAGAGAGAGGGUUGUGUGCAUUUAAGUCCCCCUCCCAGUUGACUGGUGUCUCUCAUUGUUCUAUAACCUCUUCGAAAUCCCUGAUGUUAAUUGGCAAACAGGAAUUGUUGUAGUUCGUUCAUAACGUUCACCCAUCUGUGAUUUCCCCAUACUCUAUCACACACUCUUCCGAGUCCAAGUAGAGAAAACAACAACUGUAUGCUUACAAAAUGCUCUCACACAGGCUAUAUGUACAUACAUAAUUGAAAGUGAGUAGAUUAGGAUCUCUCACCAGCUUCAGAUUGAGGUCAAUGAGAUCUGUCAGGUGAAACUGCAAAGCCCUUUAAGUACUUCAGAGCUCACCCCUCAGUCUGCAGAGUCUUAGAAAUUUCAGUUUGUCUUUCUUUGUGUUUGGACUGAGAGGUUAGAGUCUGAUUGUGUAUUACAUUAACCCCAUUAGUUGUGAUUGUGCAGGGUAGAGGCUGAUUCUUUAGUUUUAAACCAGACUAAAAAGCUGUUGUUCCUCUCAUUCAAACCCAUUGCAAACACCAAACAUAUCAGGCCACGCUUUAUUCCUGCAUCAGAUUAAAUUUUUAUUUUGGUGCUGAGGUGGGAUGAAUCUGUGAUAACUAAGUUCCUAGAUGAGCACAAACACCAAACUAUUGAGCUUUACUUGCUUCUCUUUUAAGGGCACCUGAGAACAGCAUAGAGAGAUAAGCACUUGAGCCGAUGUUCAUCUUCCGCUGAGCACAGCAAAGUCCCCCUAAAGGUUAGAUCACUCCUACACCGAUGUAUGUCUGCUUCUCCUCACACCUUUCCCUUUGCCCUAAAACACGCCUGUCCUUGUGCUCCAUUGGUCAUCCCCGGUCAGGUGGGCAGAGGAUGCCCAAAAUCCUUUCCUAAGACAGGAAAAUACUCCCAACAUUCUCCAGUGUUUGCUGCAGGCAGUUGACACAUCAGCUGCGUAGUUGACGGCACCGGUCAGGCAGUAGGCGAUCCGCUAGGACCUACUUCCAUUUUUCCUGACACUUGGCUUUCGAGCAGAGGGGCCCAAGCCGGGAAAAAGUAGGAUGGGGGCCGGAGCGAGCACUGAGGAGAAACGCUCCAGAGAGCUGGAGAAGAAGCUGAAGGAGGAUGCCGACAAGGAUGCAAGAACUGUCAAGCUGCUGCUGCUAGGUGCUGGAGAAUCUGGCAAAAGCACAAUUGUCAAACAGAUGAAAAUUAUCCACAAAGAUGGUUACUCACUUGAAGAGUGCUUGGAGUUCACUACCAUCAUCUACAGCAACACCCUGCAGUCAAUCAUGGCCAUUGUAAAGGCCAUGAACACACUCAAUAUUAACUAUGGCCACGCUGAUCAGCAGGACGAUGCCAGGAAACUCAUGCAUCUUGCAGACACCAUUGAGGAAGGCACCAUGCCUAAAGAGCUGUCAGACAUCAUUUUGCGCCUGUGGAAGGACUCUGGCAUCCAGGCGUGCUUUGACAGGGCCUCAGAGUACCAACUCAACGACUCUGCUGGAUACUACCUGAAUGACUUGGAGCGACUGAUCCAGCCAGGCUAUGUGCCCACCGAGCAGGAUGUGCUGCGAUCAAGAGUGAAGACCACCGGUAUCAUCGAAACCCAGUUUGGCCUCAAAGAUCUGAAUUUCAGAAUGUUUGAUGUGGGUGGCCAGAGGUCCGAGAGGAAGAAGUGGAUCCACUGUUUCGAAGGUGUGACCUGUAUCAUCUUCAUUGCUGCUUUGAGCGCCUACGACAUGGUGCUGGUAGAGGAUGAUGAAGUGAAUCGAAUGCAUGAGAGUCUGCACUUGUUCAACAGUAUCUGCAACCAUCGUUACUUCGCCACUACCUCCAUCGUACUCUUCCUCAACAAGAAAGAUGUGUUCCUUGAGAAGAUCAAGAAGGCUCAUCUCAGCAUGUGCUUCCCUGAAUACGAUGGACCCAACACCUAUGAGGAUGCUGGUAACUACAUCAAAGUGCAGUUUUUGGACCUGAACAUGCGCCGAGACGUCAAAGAAAUCUACUCUCACAUGACCUGUGCCACAGACACAGAGAACGUCAAGUUUGUGUUUGAUGCCGUAACAGACAUCAUCAUCAAAGAAAACCUGAAGGAUUGUGGUCUCUUCUAAGAGCCACACUGAGGUAACCGGUUAACAUGAGCAUGAUAUCACAUGACACUGAUAAUCCAAACUAACUGUUGGACUAGCUAACCAGUGUGAAUCUCUGUGUUUUACAGGGUUCUGUUGUAUCCCUGUCCCAUUCAACAAGUCCCUCCUCAAUUAAAACUGAGGACCCAAGAGGAGAAACUGCCCCUUAGACCAUUCUCAAACAGGCAAAUGCAAAAAACAAAAAAACAAAAAAACAAUUUGUUGUGUUCAAAACUAAGUUGUAGCUUUGACCAAA
This is a messenger RNA of Lates calcarifer (barramundi perch), 4049 nucleotides long. RefSeq names its product guanine nucleotide binding protein (G protein), alpha transducing activity polypeptide 1 (gene gnat1). NCBI's taxonomy places the organism in Eukaryota, Metazoa, Chordata, Actinopteri, Centropomidae. Gene Ontology annotation, cellular component: heterotrimeric G-protein complex. Gene Ontology annotation, molecular function: G protein-coupled receptor binding; GTPase activity; G-protein beta/gamma-subunit complex binding. Gene Ontology annotation, biological process: adenylate cyclase-modulating G protein-coupled receptor signaling pathway. The record is from RefSeq and is a predicted model, not a curated record.